Molecule: messenger RNA, 1485 nt
Organism: Sceloporus undulatus (fence lizard)
Lineage: Eukaryota; Metazoa; Chordata; Lepidosauria; Squamata; Phrynosomatidae
Gene: SKAP1
Product: src kinase associated phosphoprotein 1
Exons: 13
Coding region: 80-1189 (369 amino acids)
Cellular component (GO): plasma membrane; cytoplasm
Molecular function (GO): protein binding
Source: RefSeq, a predicted model, not a curated record
UAGUAAGAGAAGCGAACAGCCACAGCAGGGAUUUGGGCUUGUCUCUUGGUUUGCUUUUUAAGGUCAAGGUUGUCCCCAAAUGCAAACUGCAGGCGGUAUCCUUCCAGAAGAUGUACAAGAGAUCUUUGCAGAUGUUGAAGAUUACUUGGAGGGGCUGCAGACUGAGAACCUUAGCGCUAGAGCAAGAGUGCAAAAGGAUGAAAUCUUGUCCAGUAUUAAGCAACUUAAAGAGAGGUACCAUUGGGGAUUCCUGCCUGGAGGCAUUCCAGCCAAUUUUUACCCAUCACAAAAUGGUUCAGAUGACAGCCAGACCAAGAAUUUCACCUCAUCCAUAACAUCAGAAGCAUUGAUUGCACCAACCUUCUCAGAAAAUGCUGAGAUCAACUCACAGAAGUAUACUCAAGAUCAAAUAAUCAUUCUAAAACAAGGAUACUUGGAGAAGAGAUCCAGAGACCCUAAAAUCUUUGGCUCUGAGUGGCAGAAGCGAUGGUGUGUUCUCGACAAUAUGGCCUUUUACUACUAUGCGAAUGAAAAAAGCAAGCAACCCAAAGGCAUGUUUGCCAUUGAAAAUUACCGUGCCCAGCUGGCUUUGCACCUGCGCAAGGACUCUAGGAGAAAUUGUUGCUUUGAGUUGACGUGCCCUGGUAAACGCACGUAUGAGUUCACUGCUGCUAACCCUACUGAAGCUAUGGACUGGGUGGACCAGAUCCUAUUUCUGCUAAAAGAUAUGAAGUCCUUUGUUAUCCCCUGUGAGGAGGAAGAUGAUGACAACCAUGACAAAGAGAAGGCCUAUGAUGAUAUAGACAGCUUUGACUCGCCCAGUGUAACCCUUCAUCAAGAAACCACUUUGGAUCUGGAGGAAGAGAAUGCCAAAGAACAGAGUGAUGAGUGCAUUUAUGAAAUCCUUCCAGAUGAGGAUCUUGACUUCCCACCUCCUUUUGAUGAAGAUGAUGCCAAAAAUACAGAGAGGAUAGAAGGAUUCAUGAGAAGUUACGCAAAUUACUAUCAAGGUUUAUGGGACUGUAGUGGUGGCCAUCCAGAUGAGCUCUCCUUCCAGCGCGGAGAUUUAAUAUAUAUCAUCAGCAAGGAAUACAACAUGUAUGGCUGGUGGGUUGGCUUGCUGAACAGCAUGGUGGGGAUUGUCCCGAAAGAUUAUCUCAUGCCAGCAUAUGAUGUGGAAGAAAGAUGAACAGCAGAUAACAUGGGUUUCAUCUCUUCAAAUACCUUUGCUUUGAAGAUGCCAACAAAAACACAACCCAGCACUCUCUUUCCUAUUUCUAAGGAGGAAAAUGCAUCAGCAAAUGUUCCUGCAGGCUAUACUGGGAUAUAGUUCUUGAUAUCUAGGCUUAGACUUUGGCUGCAAUACUUUUCUUUCUUUCUUUCUUUCUUUCUUUCUUUCGUUCAUUCGUUGUUUUUUCAGGAGGGCACUCAUGGGGAAGAAUGUUUUUGAAUGGUUAGGUGAUAUUUCAGAUUAAAUUUGUCUCU